CUCUCCCUCGCUUCCUCCCUUUCUUCGCCCACUAUCUCUCCUUUUCUUUCUCUAUUCCUUCAACUUUUCUGAGUCUUCAAUGGCUGCCCGUAUCUGAAAUUCCGUGUUAGAAAACAAUUUGGGUCGGUGCAAGGCAACCAUUUUCCCUCUCCUUUCGGUUGUGAAAAGGAUACCCUUUGGCAAAAAGUCUUGUUUUACUGGUAAAAUUAGCUGCCAGUUUAUUACCAAUCCAAAAAAGCGAUAGUCAUCUGGGCACUUCACAUGGCAGUUUCCUGACGGCUCUGUUCGGUGAUAAAUUGGGGGGUAUUGUAUAUCUUGGAGAAAUGGCAUUGGGAAAUAAUUAGUGAUGCAUUCUGGGUUUACUUUUUGAACAUAAUCACAAAGUUGCAUCUGAUACAUUGGUAGUCAACGGAAUUUGGAUGCUCUAUGCCUCUUCAGUGAUUGAAGUGAUUCAGUUGAACAGAAUUUGGAUUUGACAUGUUAGGCCAAGCUUUUUUAGAGUAUCAAGUUUUUGCUGUAAUUCAGACUCUCGAUUUUUAUAUCAAAAGAGAGGGUGAAAAAUUUCUUAGCUGUGAAUCUGUAACUCAUUGUCGAUCACAAAAGCUGAAGCCUCCAAGACGAUAUAGUGGUUUUGGUAGAUCUUUUCUUUGAAGUUUAUCUGGAAUUUUCAGCUUUCUCAGAGAAUUGAAGAACUUAAGCUAAUGUGAAAAGCAUGUGCAUGAAAGAGAAGGUUUUGAUACCUUCUCCUCCGAAGGAAGCUACAACACCGUUUGCUUGCUUGAGGAACUAAAAUUGGAAUUCCUUGGUGCUUUGUUUUCCAAUACCAUAGUGGUGAUCUGUUUUGGAAGAUCGUUUGCGAAAUAAGCGCAAAGGGAAGAGGAAAAGAGGGAACAAGGUAGGUCAACAGUACCUAAUAAUCAUGGCAAAGAAGUCCCAAAGACGUCCUAUGAGGUAUGAGAAAGAUCAGUCAGGCUGCAUGUGGGGCUUUAUUAGUAUGUUUGAUUUUCGCCAUGGUCGUGCUGCUCAGAAGUUAAUUGCAGAUAAAAGGCGUGGCAGCAAGCACGCUUUUGGUUCUGGACAUUCAAAAAAUAAGUUAGAGAUGUUGACCAAUUUGGACAAACAUUGUGAAGCUGGUAAGCCUAGUGUAAGCAAACUCAUGGAGGAAGACAUGUUCAUUGACAAGGAUGCGGUUAACGCAGAAGCAAAAUCAAAAGAGUCAAGAUUAUGCCAUGAAGACACCUUGAAGAUAGAUCCUGGAAGAAAAAAGAAAUCUCGCAAGAAGAGCUAUGAUCUGGGCUCCCAUGAUUUAAAUUCGGACAAAACCUUGAAAUCAGAACUCUCACAUGGUCAGCAUUCAAGAAAGCUGUCUAAAAGUGAUCUCGAUUUAGAGAAGGUAUUGGAGGAUUUUAGUCAUCUGAAAAGUGCCUUUUCUGUAGCGCAUGACCUUGGUGGUGGUGAAGUAAAUGAACAAUCAAACCAGAAGCGUGUUAUUGCGGAAAAUGAGGCAAGACGUGCAAUCCUUGAAUUUGUCAAUCAGAUGACAUUUGAUGGAAGAGAUCUUGCGGAAGCUAGAAAAUUCCUUUGCUCCCAUGAAUUUAUGGAUGCACUUCAAAUUUUAAGUUCAGAUAAGGAAUUAUUUUUGAGGCUUCUACAAGAUCCAAAUUCACUUCUGUUAAAAUAUGUUCAAGAGUUGAUCAAUACUCAGGUUUCAGAUGAUAAAGAACACAGUACAAUUACCUACUCCAACUUGUCUGAAAAUGAGCCAGGUAGUUUGGAACAGAGUAGACAGACUGUCAACCACAAGCACCGCAGCUUCUUCAGGAAGAUGGUAAAGUCUCGAGCUAAAGAUCAAACAGGUGGACACGAGAAUACCGAGUCUUCGAAUAGGAUUGUUAUUCUGAAACCUGGACCAAUGGGCUUUCACAAUUCCCAAGCCGUGACCGAACUUUCAUCAUCCUUUGAUUCUUAUGAAGGUUCUUCUGUGAGAGUUGGUUCACAUUUUUCUCUUACAGAGAUAAAAAAGAAAUUAAAACAUGCGAUGGGAAAGGAGAGAGAUGGAAACCCUGAAAAGAUUCCCAAAAAAAUUGCUGCUCAAUCUCAAAAUAAGGGGAAAGGAAACAAAACCAUUGGCAAAGAUAAUUCUGGAAUGAAAUCUCCUAAUAAAGAUCAUUUUUUCAUUGAAAAAAUUGCAAGACCGUCCUUUGUUGAGAAGAAAGGAGACAAGAAUGGCACGUUGAGAGACUCGGAAGCAGUAAUGGAGCAUGAAAAUGGUAGUUAUCCAAAACAAAGGGUUUCUAAUAUAUACACUGAGGCUAAGAAACAUCUCUGUGAAAUGGUAGGCAAUGAAGAUGGGAACAUGGACUUUUCUGGCAGGAAGGUUUCCAAAACCCUUGGUAGAAUUCUAUCUCUUCCUGAGUACAGUUUGUCUCCCCUUGGUAGUCCUGGACGUGACUGGGAGCAUCAAUUUGUGACUGCACGAACAAGACUGUUGUCUCCCAGGCUAUCCUCAUUCACGGGUCAUUUGGAGAAGGAAACAAGCAGUCCAAAGAAGCAGCCAAGUAUCUGUAGUGAUUCCUCUGAUAUUAAAGUACAAGACAUUAAAUUAGAGCUGACUUCUACAGAUGACCUUGUUCACGAUGGUAAAGCAGAUCCAACCUCUCUUCCUAAUAGAGAUGAGAUAGUUCCAGAAGGUAAAGCAGAAUCUCCUAAAGAAAUAAAUGUUUUGGAUUCUUCCUCUGAACCAAUGGAUUCAGAAAACGUCCAAAUUUGUGAGAUCUCUUCUGAACUGUUUGAUGAUGCAGGACAGUCUCAAUGUCUGAAUCAGGAUGUAUCAGUAGAGAACCAACCGCCAUCUCCUAUUCACUCUUCUACUCCUAAAAAUUCUGAAGAUCUAGAGAGCAGUGCGGAAAUAGUUGGGCGGCCCAGUCCUGUAUCUGUUCUUGAUAUGCCAUUCCCGGAGGAUGACAUCAGCCCGGAAAGCACCAGGUUUCAACUUGGUAAAAGGCAAUUACAGCCGCUACAAAUUCAAUUUGAAGAGCAUGACUGUUUAAAAAUGGAUCAAAUUGAUAGACAAAAACAGUGUGUUGAAGAAAACAAGUUGAUAUAUGACUUUAUUAAAGCAAUUCUCAAUGCCUCUGGCUUCAGUAGAGAUCAGUUGUGGAUGAGGUGUGUUUCCUCAGACCAGAUAUUAGAUCAAUCAUUGUCUGAUCAGGUAGAGGUUCUCUCAAACCAGCCAUGCCAUGACCAGAAACUCCUAUUCGAUUGUGUCAAUGAAGUUCUCAUGGAGGUUUGCCAGUAUUACUUUGGGGUCUCACCUUGUGUAUCAUUUGUAAAACCUAGCAGCAUAAGACUGGCCCCAGAUAUUAUUCUUAAAGUCUGGGAAGGAGUGUGCUGGCAUUUGCUUCCUCUAUCCCCACCACAUACUUUGGACCAAAUUGUUAGAAAAGACAUGGCAAGAAGUGGAGCAUGGAUGGAUCUUCAGUUUGAUGCCGAGCAAGUUGGUUUUGAAAUGGGUGAAGCCAUUCUUGCAGAACUGAUGGAAGACGCAAUACUGAACUGUGUAACUGAAAAUCUUGAAAGUAAAUGUUUUGAGAUUCAAUGCGAAGCAAAUGACAAUGAGAGCAGCAUCAACAUGUAAAAACCAACUGACUUGCAUUUGUUUAUACGAGCCUGUUAAAUCUGACUGAGGUGAGAGGGAAGUUACCAGGCAUAUGAGGAAAUGGUAGCAUAAUAGGUGAGGAUACUGGGCACUAGUAAUCUUUGGCGCAUCUGACAGUGUUGAUCUUUGCUAUAUUUGACUACCCUAAUAUCUGAAGAAUAACCUGGACGAGGACUAUAAAAUAAGGUACCUUGCGUCGCAAGUAAAGAGAAACCCAGCGGCAAAUGCUUCCACUAAAGCUACGAGGCUUGUUUCCGACAAGUUGUUUACAAUCACAAAGUAACCCUUUUUUCCUCCUUUUUCCGGUGUGUGCUUCAGUUACCCUGUGACGGACUAAGGUUUCCAGUUUUAGAUAUUGUAGAGUUUGAUUUGUUGAGCUGGUGGUGUGUUGUAAUUUUUUUUCCAAUGGUAUCUUUGUAUAUGCCCUUUUGCUAUCCUAUUUUAGUUUAACAGCUCAAGUUUGGAAAUAAUAAAUUCUGAGUGCAGCUUGAUGCAGUUUCCAAGGGAAAUAAUAAAGUCUGAGUUCAUUCCAA
Messenger RNA from Neltuma alba, 4191 nucleotides. RefSeq lists its product as uncharacterized. The record is from RefSeq and is a predicted model, not a curated record. NCBI's taxonomy places the organism in Eukaryota, Viridiplantae, Streptophyta, Magnoliopsida, Fabales, Fabaceae. Bases 920 to 3637 code for a protein of 905 amino acids. The transcript has 6 exons.